Penicillium nucicola is the source of this 921-nucleotide messenger RNA. RefSeq lists its product as uncharacterized. Lineage: Eukaryota; Fungi; Ascomycota; Eurotiomycetes; Eurotiales; Aspergillaceae. The coding region runs from base 1 to 921 and encodes 306 amino acids. The transcript has a single exon. The record is from RefSeq and is a predicted model, not a curated record.
AUGGAGCCAUUUCAAUAUUCUCUUUCUGAUGAUCGUAUUGUGGCAGGUGUCCAUUCUAUUCCACCAUCUUCAUCUCUUCUUCACCGUCCAUUGAUCAUCGCCAUGCAUGGAGGGUGCUAUGAUCACAAGUAUUUCGAUGCCACUCCUACAUUGUCUGCCUCCGUCCCCAGUGCAGCCUUUGGUGUGCCUUUCGUAUCUAUUGAUCGCCCUUCCUAUGGUGGAACAAGCUCUGUCUUGCCUAUUCCUGCCGAUUCAGACUUUCCCGAACAAACUGCUCUCUUUCUGCAUCAACAAAUCCUGCCUGAGCUUUGGCGCAAGAUCGGCUUACCAAAUCGUUGCAACUGUAUCAUCCUGUUGUGUCAUAGCUUGGGAGUGAUGCCGGGUAUUAUCACUGCGGCUUUGCAUGCAAAAGAUGAUGUACCAAUUUACCCUCUUGGUGGGAUAAUUGCAAGUGGUAUGGGAGAUAAACAGUCCUCAUUCAUGAAAGGCAAUCCUCCUUCAUUUCUACCGGUCGACGAGGACUAUGCUCGAUUUCCUCUAGACGCAAAAAACAAAGUCAUGUUCAAACCUGGGACAUUCAAACCCGAGAUUUUGGAGCAUACCGAGCGCCUCGAUGCUGCUUGUCCUCUUUCGGAGGCAGCUCGGUUUGCUACCGAUUGGCUCCCUAUUUGGAAACAGAAGUGGGCAGCGCAAGUUUCAGUGCCCGUGAUGUUUUCUCUUGUUGAGGACGACCCUUUCUUCGUUGCCACCGAGGAGGAAGUUGAAGCCUGUACCAAGGCGUUCACAGGCAGUGUUCGUGUUGACGGAAGCUUGAUCAGAGGCGCACCUCACUGCGUGGAACUUAGCCAUUGGUCGCAAGGAUGGUAUGCUCGAUGUUUUGGGUUCGCCAUGGAAUGUUCUGCCAGUCUUAGCUUCAUCUAG